UUGAACGCCGGAAGAAUUAACUUCCAGUUUGGAAGCCAGGGUUUGGAUAGCAGCAUUAGCUGAGAAAGGUCUGCAGAAAUUGAUCAUUAUUUCUUUAAGCAAUAAGAGAUGCGAUUACUUCUUUGAAAAGCUGAAUGAUCUUCUGCAAGAAUCUUUAGCAAAGACGAGUUCAUACAUCCACAAAUUUCUGAAUAUCUUCUAAUGGUUAUUGUGAUUUUUGGUGUUCACUGUUCAUAUCCAUAAUUGUGUGCAAGGGAACGGAUUUCUUCAAGCUUAAGCUUAAGCACGAGUCUUGAUUUGAUCUCGAGUCGGUGAGCAUGGUGUCUCCUUGUGACUAUUGCAGGAGAGAAAGAGCAAUGGUUUACUGCCGAUCGGAUGCUGCUUGCUUAUGCUUGCCAUGUGAUCGCAAUGUUCAUUCGGCCAAUGCUCUUACUCAUCGCCAUUCUCGCACCCUUCUAUGUGAAAGAUGCUAUUCCCAACCUGCCACAAUUUGGUGUGCCGAGGAAAAAGUUUCGCUGUGCCAACAUUGUGAUUGGAUAGGACACGGUAGUUCCGUCUCACUAAUGGGCCACAAGAGGCAGGGAAUCAGCUGUUACUCAGGCUGUCCGUCAGCAGCUGAACUGUAUAGAAUUUGGUCUUUUGGUCUUGAUCAUCCACCAAUCCAAGAGUCAAAUUGCAAGCAAGUGUCAGGUUUGAUGAGCAUUAAUGAAAACAGUGUUAGUACUUACUGGAGUCCAUCAGAGGCCAACAACACCAUAGAUUUAACUGGUUUGGACAUGGUGCAUGAUUUAGAAGAUGUAAGUAAGUUCAAUACCUGGAUUGGUUCCUCUUCCGCGUCUGCAGUAAACUCAGUGCCCUGUAGUUUCGUUCAGACCGCUGGAUCAGUAACGCCCAAGCUAUGCUCUAAUGAGAAAAAAGAUUUUGGAAUCUGCAAAGAUAAUUCCUUGAAUGAAGAUUUCAGUGUGGAUGAUGUUGAUUUGUCAUUUGAAAACUAUGAAGAAAUUUUUGGUGAUUUUUAUAACAUGAGCAAGUUUCUGGAGGACGAUGACAUGGAUGGCUUGUUUGAAAUGGACAUGCCAGCCACCAAUUCAACAUGCCAAAGUGAGUUUAUUCAAGAGGUUAAAUCAAUGCAGGCAUCAAGCGGCAAUGUAGUUUCUGCUGAUUCUGUGAUGUCAAAUCCUGGGAUGAAUGCAGAUUCCAAUCUUUGUAUUCCAUCAAGACAAGCUCAUUCUAGUGUAUCUCUUUCCUUCUCUAGUUUAACAGGUGAGAGUAGUGCCGGAGAUUACCAGGAUUGUGGCAUUUCCUCUGUGCUUACUAACAUGGUGGAACCACCAUGGUUACCGGCUUGCCUUGACAGUUCCUCAUUCUCCCCUGCUAACAGGGAUAGCGCUGUCAAGCGUUACAAGGAAAAGAAGAAAAAUCGAAAGUUUGAGAAGAAGAUUAGGUAUACAUCUCGGAAAGUAAGAGCUGAUAUGCGGAAGCGAGUUAAAGGACGGUUUGUUAAGGCCGGUGAUGCAUAUGAUUAUGAUCCGUUGUCUCAGGCAAGGAAUUGCUGAAGGAUUCAUCAACCAAUAACAAACUUUUAAUGGCCAUAGUUCUCAUAGCAAGAUAAAAAAAUCAAUCUUCCAUUCUUAUGGUUCAGAGAGUUUCAGUUAUCAAUGCUUCCUCUUUUUCUGCAUGAUUUUUUGUCUGUGAAUUUUGUUGUAUUCAAUCUGUUGUAACUUUGAUCUGUACUUUGUCAUUCGAUAUAAGAGAGGGUUUUAAAUUAUAUGUAAACCCUCUCAAUUGUGUUGUAAUUGGUUUCUGUAAAUCCUUGAUUGUAAACAUUGCUGUUUAACUUUGGACAACAUGAAUCUGCAAGAAAU
Dioscorea cayenensis subsp. rotundata (Guinea yam) is the source of this 1865-nucleotide messenger RNA. RefSeq names its product zinc finger protein CONSTANS-LIKE 10-like. NCBI's taxonomy places the organism in Eukaryota, Viridiplantae, Streptophyta, Magnoliopsida, Dioscoreales, Dioscoreaceae. The record is from RefSeq and is a predicted model, not a curated record. Gene Ontology annotation, molecular function: protein binding; zinc ion binding. The transcript is spliced from 5 exons. Bases 318 to 1556 code for a protein of 412 amino acids.